This is a messenger RNA of Erigeron canadensis, 775 nucleotides long. Its product is annotated as pectinesterase inhibitor 7. The transcript has a single exon. Gene Ontology annotation, molecular function: enzyme inhibitor activity. The record is from RefSeq and is a predicted model, not a curated record. Bases 12 to 653 code for a protein of 213 amino acids. Lineage: Eukaryota; Viridiplantae; Streptophyta; Magnoliopsida; Asterales; Asteraceae. Gene Ontology annotation, biological process: negative regulation of catalytic activity.
AAUUGAAAAACAUGGAAGUCCAACUGUCCACAAUCAUUUUCUUCUUUAUCACAACGAUAUUAGUCUUACUGACUUCACCAACCGCCAGCCAAAUUACAUUCCCACCAACCGCCAGCCCAGCAUUCUCACCGAUCUCCGACGAAACCGAUUACAUUCGUACUAGCUGCGAAACGACUCGGUACCCCGAAAUAUGCUUCUCUACCCUCUCAAACUACUCCUACACAAUCCAUCAUGACCCGUGUCGUCUUGCCAUGAUGGCAAUCCACGUGGCUUUAUCAAAAGCAACCCACAUGGCAAACUACGUAACGAACAUGUCCAACCAAUCAUUAUCUAUCAACACGACAGAAUCCUUGGCAAUCCAAGACUGUUCUUCGGUAUUUGAAGACGCGGUGUACGAAAUAAAAAAAUCACGCAAAGAAAUGAAACAUUUGGGGUGGUCCGGAGAGUCCAUUAAGUUCCAGCUCAGCAACGUGCAGACGUGGAUGAGUGCGGCUUUGACUAAUGAAGACACGUGUAUGGAUGGAUUUGAAGAUGUGGCAGAUGAAAGUGAGAUGAAGAAGGAUGUUUGUGAUCAUGUUGUUAAGGUUAUGCAAGUUACAAGUAAUGCUUUGGCGUUGGUCAACCAUUAUGCGGAUAAAUAUUCCGGUAAUUAAUUAACUGCUUAAAUUAUUUAUAUAAGCGUGUACGUAUUGAGUGAAACAAUUUAUUUUGACAUAUAUUAAUUUGUACUGUAUAUGAUAUGAUAUAUGAUGAUAGUACAUUAAAGUUCUAAAGA